Molecule: messenger RNA, 724 nt
Organism: Raphanus sativus (radish)
Lineage: Eukaryota; Viridiplantae; Streptophyta; Magnoliopsida; Brassicales; Brassicaceae
Exons: 3
Coding region: 192-482 (96 amino acids)
Source: RefSeq, a predicted model, not a curated record
CCGACAAGGCAAGUACAAGUCCAAAAAUCAAUUACUCGUUCAAGGCAAGGCAAAUAUCAAGUAUACAUAAAAAUGCAAGUAAUCGCCUUGCGCCCACCCCUACUCAGAGCUGCAGUUCCUAACUGAACGUGGCGUAAUUGAUCUGCUUUUGAUCACUCCAAGAAUAGUGACCGAGGAUCAAUCAAUCAUCAAUGGCGUCUCCAACACCAACGAGAAUCUGGUUCCGUGUAUUGAUCCUGAUGGCUUUAACGGCCGUUCUGUUCUACGUCGGCCGACCUCUCUACUGGAAGAUCUCCGCGACCAUCCACGAUAUCCGCAACAACAAGCAAUCCGUCAGAGAAGGUAUAUCGCAGAUCGUACAGGAGGCGCAGAGAUCGGUGGGAUGGUAUCACGACGAGUCAGAUUCUGGGUUCUUAGAGGUUCAUAACAAAAAAUCGAGAGUCUCCGCCUCUCGGAGGCUACUUUUCUCCGGAGCUCAGUGAGAAAAUUUCACCGUUGGCUUCUUCGAAAUAAUUUGUAGAAUGUGUCGGUUGUUGUCUGUAUGCAUGUUUGUUCAGGUCGCCACUUUACAAGAACAUCAUUAUCAAGUUCUGUACGUAGACGUUUCGUAAUUAGUAUUCCGACAAGUUAACAUAUCUACUACAUGAUGUUCUUAAUAAGGUAGAUAUGAAACUAUAAAAGAGUGCUUGUGAAUUUCUGUUUAUAUAAGCUUUUGCUUGAAACU